This is a messenger RNA of Seminavis robusta, 7764 nucleotides long. The record is from the annotation of a GenBank genome assembly. Lineage: Eukaryota; Bacillariophyta; Bacillariophyceae; Naviculales; Naviculaceae.
AUGGCUGGUCAUGGGGCUGGGUGCUUGACAGAUCAAAGCACCGGGGGUCGAAACAUUUUCUUUGGACCUUGUGGAACAGAUAACAACCAAAAGUGGUACAUGGACGCCCAAGGUAGGCUCCACAGCAGGAUUGACGAGAUCAAGUGCCUUGACUUGAACAAGACGAACGAUAACCUCUACAUGGAAGCGUGCAGUGACAGCUUCAGUCAGAGGUUCUCCUAUCCAAAUUCAUUCCCUAUUGUUACCACAAACGCACGUACUGCCUACAACAGAAGGCAACAACUCAACCGCAUCUACGGAACAGCCGACCAGCAUGUGUAUGGUAAAGACUCCCGGUCGAUUAUCCGAUACAACCACCCCGAUCAGGUGAGGAGAAACCUAUGCCCCUACUGGGAGAGUUCCUUCUCUUUCAAGUAUACCAUGCAGAACUAUGCUCUCUCUACAAGCUCAGUGAUUGAAGUCAAGUCCACUAGUGAAAUGGACCAGCUGCUUUUGGAUGAAUCACGGGUGACAUCGGGUGUAACGAAGGUUCUAGUUGUGAAGCGACCAAAGCUACAAACUGGGUAUUUCAGGCUGGGUGACUAUGCAUCGAACAAAAAAGUGGGUUUCCACUCAUCUCUGUUGGUCAAGGGAGCUGAUGGAACUGUUCUCAAGGAACCAACAAACUUUGUUUUGGUCUGGAAUGGUACAGGUGGAGAUGCUGCUACCCCCACUUCAAGUGGGUCAUUUUGGAAGCCAGUUGCCCCAGAAAGGUUCACUUGCCUUGGUCAUGUGUGGCAACAAGGUGCCACAAAGCCAGCCACGAACCUAGUGCGCUGCAUUCAAGACAGGUUUGUUGAAAGUGCGCCGUCUAGUUUUUUGUUUGACAACAAUGAUGCUGCCUCCAAAACUAGAUCUGAGGUAGAUCUGAGUGUCCAGAGCACAGGAUCAACGUCUACAAGUCUCACACCAGGUACCUUUGUCAGCAAGGCGUCACAUUCUGCCCCUGCCACCGAGGAAUUCAUGGCCCUCAAGAAAGGCUGCAUUCUAGGAGAAGGCAAAUUCCCUUUCUGUGAUGCAAAUGACAGUCUCUCUCUUAGUGUGAAUGCUGCAAAGGACUUUAAAAUCCCCUAUGCAAAGCUCCAGCCUUGCUACUAUGAACAUGAAGACCAUGUUGGAUAUGGGUUGGUGAAUGAUGCCAGCUCCACGUGGCAGAAUCAUGCCAUUGAGUUAUUCAAGAAUCCUGCUGGCUCUCUUGGCUACAAGCAUGUAGGAGCUUCCACAAACCUUGGGGAGUCCUACUGCUUGGGAUCAGUUGUGUUUGGUUCAUCCAGCAUCAAGCAUGACCUUUUCAUCCAUGGAAUCACCAAGGUUGGAAGUGUCACUCAGCAGGAGGCCGAAGAUCAGAAGAAUGGAGAGUUGGGAAAUCGCCUGUCUAAGAUGAUUUCAGGAGACUUCGUGUUUUUGUUUCCAUGCUCGGGGAAAAACUCAGUCAAGGACUACAAGGCAUCUCUGGCGGCUCUUGCCACUUCUGCAAACACCAAUGGUGGCAGUGAAAAUGGUGUGGUGAAUGUUAAUGAGAACCUGGGAGAAUUGGGACUCUUUGGGGGUUCAAAGUGGACAAGCCCUCACUAUUGUGGCAUUUCAGAGGAACCAACAGCAUCAGGUGGAUGCAGGAAAGUCGAUGUCUGCUUCUUUGAGCCAGGUGGAUGCAAACCAUAUGAUCAGCUACCAUGUAAAAAGAACAUUGACUGCAAAGGAGGGAUUUGCAAUACAGCAGAUAGUCUUUGUGGACAUGUAAGGAGUUUUGUUGUGGAUCUGACGUUCUCAUUCCCAAUGGCGGAGCACACUGUGAAUUGUAGUUCGGUUUUAGAGUUCGAUUUUCGGCUUGUGGAUGAGGUUGAGGGACAUGCCAUUUGUCUUGAUGAGGACCUCAAUGAGGAUGUGGAAAUUCCAGGGUCCAAGCGAUGCUUUCGACUUGCUGGCUCUCAGAGUGCCAUUUGGAAGGAGGUUUGGAAUCUUGACGAACCAGGCAACACAGGAGAGUACAAGCACUACAAGGUCAAGAUUGGAUCACUUACUGGUGGUGCGGGCAACAACAAGCCUUACAUCUCUUGGGGCGCCAAAAUCAAGUACAUUGCCAUCGUGCAAGACAAUGAUGCAAAUGAAAAUAUUGGGGAGAGCACAUUCAAGAACUUGCAGCUUUAUCACGACAAUGCAGCCCCUGUUGAAACAGUCGACCCAGGUCCAUCAAUCACAGGAACCUCUAUUGAAAUUGAUGUAUCCAAUGCUGCACGUCAUGGCACCUGGAAAGUUAAUUGCACAAGGCUUGAUGGCAGCGUUCCUGAUCAGCCACCACAAAGUGUGUACAAGUACGAUGGCAAAUCAAUCAAUGCUGGAAAUGCAACAAAUUUCAAGUACAAAUUUGAUGGUCUCCUUUCUGGCUAUGAAUACACUGCAAGACUUUUCCCCGUGGACGGCAGUGGUAAUCAGCUCCAAGGUUCAACUCCUCAGGAAACAGUGGCUUCAACAUUUUGCUGUUGUAACUGUAAUUCGAUCCAUUUUGGAGACACCACCGGAAGGCCAAUAGGGUUAAAGGCGUAUCAGGUCAAAGGUUUUGUUAUGUUCAAUUUCACUGACAACUCUCUCUGUGCUGAUGCCUACGCCUUUACCCGGUCUGCGCUCAAGGAUGAGUUCUUUGAUAAUUCAGAUGAAACAAGAAAGAGUGUCUUCACACCGAACUACAAUUACUACCCCAAGAAAAAGUGUGGUGGUGCUCCAGUCCUGCCAGGGAAAGCCGCUGCUGAUGAUCUGAAGACCUCCCAGCUUGAGGUUGGUGCUGCCUACCGGUACUGUGUCCGUGCUGUUGCUCAAUUCUACUCGGCAGAUUCCCUGCACUCCAGUGAUGAGCACUGCAAAACUCACUUUGUCCGUUGGCAAGCUUCCAUGUCAGGCAAGGUCACAACAGCCCCUUUGGCCGGCAGCCUACCCAUUGACGAUGUUGCUGUCUCAUGGGAGUUGUUGAACCCACAGCAAACUGUUGUCAUUGCCUCUGGGAGCGCUGUGACAAAGAGGCCUGGUACUUAUGCCAUCGAGUUUGAUGAGUUGCACAAUGAACUUGAUCGUGACAAUGAGUUUCCAGUUCGAAUCAAGUUCUCCAAGAAUACCACUGUUGGCAAUGAAACAAUCACACACCAGUUCCUCUGCAAUGAGGGUUCAACAGACUGCAGUGAUGGCACCAUUGCGUAUCUGAAGCAUCUUACCUUUGAGGAACCUGUAGUGUCCUAUGAUAACUCCUCUGUUCCUGUCCGCGGAAGAGUCACAAUUUGGGAGCCCGAUGGGUGCCCUGUCAUUGGUGCUGAGGUAUGCCUGAAAAUAAAGCAUCCUCAGACUGCUGACACCACAGGUGCCUGUGUCAAAACGGAUCACAACGGAGACUACAAUGUCCCUGCGGCCAUUGGUUCCACGGUUGGCAUUGAAGUCUCUUACAACAACCACACUAUGAACAAAGCCCCGGAGAAUUCCCUGGACUACAACAAGGUUUUUUUUAUCAAUGUCAACAAGCGCUAUGUGCGCAAUGACUUUUUAGAUGUGGCCAAGGCAAAACUUGUUGUGGAAGUGGUUGGUGGACUGUGCAAUAAGACCCUUGGUGUCAGUCAACUGGAGGCAACGGUGAAUGGGUGUGAUCGAAAAAACUGGAAAAAGGACCUGAGCCAGCAAUUCUUCAAAGGAGAGCACUGGGUGCCUGCACAUGUUCUUGAUCUGAAAGUCGUCAACAUGUCGAAUGAUGCAAAAAGUGAUUUCUCAAAAAUCCUUGAUUUCUUCGCGACAAACAAUAUGACUAAGACCAUUGAUUUGCUAGAGGCUGGGGAUAUGCAGGAUGAGACUAAACGAGUUGACAAAAAAGCAACACCUAAGGGGAAGAGUGCAGGUACCAAGAGUGAAGAGUCCUAUGACAAGGUCCGCUUUCAGUAUGACGGUGAACUCGUCGUGGACUUCAGGUUCAUGGGUGUUGAUUUAGCUGGAAACUGUACCCUGAAAACAGUGAAGCCUCAAGGCACUCUCAUUUCUGGUACAGGGACCACAACAUCAUUCCAUGUCACAACUACUGGGUCAAGUUUCCGUCCCAAAGUGACUUUGAAGUACUCCCUGCUCCCAGACCUCACAUGUGAUAUCCUUGCUGAUGAAAUUGCUGUGAGAGUCAUCAACAAGAUUGGAAUAGACGCAGACUUUGAAAAAUAUGCAUCCACCCUGCAGAGCAAAGCUGCCCUGCUAAACCGCCUCAAGCUUUGCAGCGAUGAUGGUGGCUGCAACUUCCCAGUGGAUCAUGAUAUUAUCAAUGGGAAGAAGACCAAUGCACACAUGCUUCCCAGAAAGGAUGAUGAUACUCUGAUUACUUUUGCUGCUGGCAGGCCAAAUCUUUACGGGGACUUUAGGAAGGAUUUGAUUCUUGAAGUUCUUGACAAGAACCUGAAAACCUUGAAGACACACAGAGCUGAAGUUGUUGUUGUUGGUGACUAUGUCAAAGGUCCGGGGGAGUCUUUUGCUCUACCAACGUACAAGCCCAUCUUGAUCCUCCGGGAUCCGCCUGGUGGUCUCUCCCAGUCGAUUUAUGAGAAUGUGCAGACUUCCAUCAAAGUUAAAUCCUCCACAGUAGAGAGAGUGAAGGAUACCACAUUCCACUAUGACAGAUCCAUUGGAGGAGAACAUGAGUACUCCAUGUGUGCUGGGUUUGGAGCAAUGGCAUGCAAAGAUGUACUGGAGAUUGAAGGUGGAUUUGAAACCGGCCUGGGAGUAGAGGCAAGCACUGUUCAGCAGGAUGAUGAAGAUUCGUACACCUCUGAGUUCACAACAACUUGGAGCUAUGCUACCAGUGACGACCCAGUUUUGGCAGGACGAAAAUCAGAUGUAAUUGUCAUUCCCAACCUCAACGUCCAGUACCACAUUGUUACGACAGUUGCAUUCUAUGGAGGCACGUCAUGCCAAGUCAACACAACUGAUACUGUUAAGUUCUCUCUGACUGAUCCCGGCAACAAGCCUGCUCUCUCCUUCCUCAGUGUGUACAACAUUGAGACGCACCAACUGCCUGAUCUGAAAAAGGCUAUUAGUGACAAGAAGGCAGAGCAUGACAAACUGGCUGCCAACCACCCAAACAAAACCAAGACUAAAACACAACUCAAGGUUUUGGAAGACGCGUUGACAGGCUGGAACCAAACCAUGACAGAUUAUGAUAGCAUCAAUAAAAAUGCCAGCAAGAACAAACUUGACAUUGCUGGAAGGGAAUGGUUCACAAAAUGGGCUUCCACAAAAGACAAGAUGGAAAAGGAGCCAACCAUCACUGAUCACUGGUCCAACCUCGCCCCAGAAGUUUUGACUGACCGAACGGAAGCUUUCAACUUUGACUACAUCAAGCAGGCGAAACUAGCAUCAACUGACAAGGCUGACCUGAAGGAGACGAACAGGAUUCAAUUCAGUGGUGGUGGUGGUACCAUGGAGUUUGUGGUGGAUCAUGCAGGUGCCAGUGAAUUAAUGCGGCUAGACAAAAACCACGAAAAUGGGGCUGUAGGAAGUACAGCCACCUUGGAAGGCGAAAUGGAAAUCUCUGCAGGUGCCAGCUUUGGCUUCGCAAUGGGUCUUGGGUUUACAUAUGAGUCAUCCACCUCGGGAACGGUAACCGAUGAAAGUGGCCGACAGACCACUGUUUCUUUUGUACUUGGUGAUGAACAAGAAGAUGAUGAGUUUGUGGUGGACAUUUAUGUUGAUCCAACCUAUGGGACCUUUGUCUUCCACACUGUUUCCGGGUGUUCUAGGGCUCCAUGGGAAUCAAACACAAAGAAAGGCGAAGACCUAAGCAUGUCCAUGAUGAAACCAGAUGGCCCUGUGAUGCCGGAUGAUGCCAUUGUGGUGGAUGUGACCCUUUUGAAUGCGGGUGAGAACUUGGCCGUCUUUCAGGCAUAUGUUGACCACACAACCAACCCUGGCGGUUUGAGGCACUUUAUGGGAGGUGUUGGCUUGGAGGUACCCAUUGACUACACUCUGGGAGCACGUUCAGAGAUUACGACAAAGGUGGAGAUCAGGAGGGGUCCAAAGGGCUAUAAGUUCCCUGCCACAACUAUGUAUCUUGUGAGCUUGUGGGACGAGCUUGGCAUCGAAGCUGGGUCUGUUGAGAUCUUCAACUUUGUAGAUGCGAACAAGAAGAAAUGGAUUCUGUUUGAAGAACCAUGUCCACGAGUAGAAUGGGCUGGGCCUCUAAAGAGAGAAAGGAAGGCCUCAGUCACCAAGAAUGUUAAGCCUGUUGACCUGACUGUGUUCAAUCCUCAAAAGGCUGCUGGUACAUUUGAAAGCAUUGCAAAGAAUUCGCGGCUGAGCAAUGUGUAUGCUUGGUAUCGCCAGCUUGGCGAUAUUGGCGAUACCUCUUGGAAGAAGGCUCAACUGGCAGAUAAAAAUCAGAUUGACUUUGCCAACAUUCCCAACGUCAGUUCCUACAAGGAGACUUCCUACGGGUAUUCCAAGAUUCCCUGGGACAUUGGCAACACCUUGGCCUUGACAGGAGACGGAGCUUACGAGGUGAUGAUCGAGAGUGUGUGUGAGACACUGCCUGGAGCACCUGACGAGUUCAACAAAUUUCAAUCGGAUCUAAUAACUGUGGUUGUCGACCGAGUUCAGCCAGAACUUUAUGGCAAGGCCCUGCCAGUCAGGGAUGUUGUGGUUCCUGGGGAAGAGAUUGUAUUGGUCUUCACAGAGUCCAUCCAAUGUGAGCUUCCCUACCGGUUUACCUUGAACGUGACAGUUGCUGGCCUCAAUCCCCCACUGUUCAACGAACGAGACCUGAAGAUUGACUGUCAGGGCCGAAAACUUGGAUUCCAACUUGACCCAACAAAAACUGGUGGCGGCUGGGAUGUACUGAUGGGCAGAGAAAUGACAGUCACAGUUGAUCAAAUCAAGGAUCUGGAAGGCAAUGUGCUUCCCAACAAAAUCACAUUUAAGAAAACACUUGCCAAUUUGAACCUCAAAGCAGUGACAAGCACUUUUGACUUCAGGCUCGCCACAGCUAAUUGUACUACUCCAGUUGAUGAAUCCAAUGUCAAGAACAAGAUUGCAACUGAGCUGGCUCUGAGCGACACCAGCCGGGUAACAGUUGUCUCGUCCUCCUGUGAUGGUAACACUACGGUUGCCAAAGUGAAGAUUAGCCCCACCGGUGGUCGGCGACUGCGGAAUGAUGAAGAACAGGAGGAUCACAAUGCUCUUAGUGCAUUCUAUGCCUUGUUCAAGCUAUCUUUUAGUGAGACGGAGUCUGGAUCCAGGAAGCUGAUGAGUCUUGAUGGUGCUGAUUAUUUCACCUUCUCUGUUGACAACAUGGAGCUGGUUCCUGGUGAAGCAGACUUGAAGAAGUAUGGCCUGAACGCUAAGCUGACACCUGAGGAGGAGAUGAUCAUGGCGGCUGCCGAGGCCUGCGACAGUACUCACUUGGAGCAGAAGCAUCAGUUGCUGAAGAUGGAGCACAGUGUUAUCGAGGAGCUGGAAACACACCUUGAAGAACUUGACCACAAGAUGGAAGUCAAGCUGGAUGAGAUCGUUGCUCGUCUAUUGGAGACGAAGACCCCAACUACAUCUGAGAGCGUUAGACCUGAACAUGUUGACCUGCCCGAUGAAAAGCAGGACCUGGCAGUGCUUUUGGCGCAGCUUAGGGAGGAGCAGAAGCAGGCCCGCUUCUGGAAUGUUGCCCUUGGGUUGUCUCUGUUGGUGGGAACGGUGGUGUCACUCUAUGCCAGAGCUGGACGUUAG